AUGAUUUCGGCAAUGUCUAGCUCGACCCAGAGAGACUUGCAUGGUUACCGUACGGGAGCAUGUAACGCUUCGCGGAUGAUUCGCGAAUCACUCACGAUCGACAUCGGCCGAUACGAACGCGUGAAUGUCGAAUUUCCCGAGCUCCUCAACGCCUGCCACCCACAUAACGGUCAUAGUGAUGACCUUGCCCUGGAACGCGUGGAUGAUAACCCAUGGAAUGACAUCAUCACCCAUCGUCUAUUGGAAAGGUUGUUGGAGACACAAUAA
This is a messenger RNA of Sparassis crispa, 267 nucleotides long. RefSeq lists its product as hypothetical. The coding region runs from base 1 to 267 and encodes 88 amino acids. The record is from RefSeq and is a predicted model, not a curated record. Lineage: Eukaryota; Fungi; Basidiomycota; Agaricomycetes; Polyporales; Sparassidaceae. The transcript has 3 exons.